ACGCAUGCGCAAACGAGCGAGCCCGCUGACAGAUUCGCGGCGGCAGCGGCGGCGGCGGCCCUGGCCCUGGACUGCGGGGAAUGGGAGUCCUAGGUCUCUGAGCGCCGCCCCCGCCUCCCUGCCCCCGACAUGGCUCAGGAGAAGAUGGAGCUAGACCUGGAGCUGCCUCCGGGUGCUGGCGGGAGCCCGGCGGAGGGCGGCGGCGCCAGCGCCGGCGGGGGCCUCCGGAGGUCUAACAGCGCCCCCCUGAUCCACGGCCUCAGUGACACUUCGCCGGUGUUCCAGGCCGAGGCGCCGAGCGCCAGGCGGAAUAGCACAACGUUCCCGAACCGCCACGGCCUGCUGCUGCCGGCCUCCCCCGUCCGCAUGCACAGCAGCCGCCUGCACCAGAUCAAGCAGGAGGAGGGCAUGGACUUGAUCAACCGAGAGACGGUCCACGAGCGCGAGGUGCAGAACGCAAUGCAGAUAAGCCACUCCUGGGAGGAAAGUUUCAGCCUGAGUGACAACGACGUGGAGAAGUCCGCCUCCCCGAAGCGCAUCGAUUUCAUUCCGGUGUCACCAGCACCGUCCCCCACCCGCGGGAUUGGGAAGCAGUGUUUUUCACCAUCCUUGCAAAGUUUUGUGAGUAGCAAUGGAUUGCCUCCAAGUCCGAUUCCCAGCCCAACGACUCGAUUUACCACCCGGAGAAGCCAGAGUCCCAUCAAUUGCAUUAGACCAAGUGUUCUUGGACCAUUGAAAAGAAAAUGUGAAAUGGAAACUGAGUAUCAGCCAAAGAGAUUUUUCCAGGGCAUCACCACCAUGCUUUCUUCUGACGUUACGCAGCUGUCAGAUUCUGGUGUGUGUGUAUCUUCUGAUGCCCUUGAUGGAAACAGCAGCAGCGCGGGAUCUUCCUGUAAUUCACCAGCGAAAGUCAGCACUACCACCGACUCGCCUGUGUCGCCUGCCCAAGCGGCCUCUCCAUUUAUUCCAGUAGAUGAACUUUCAUCUAAGUGAUUCCCCCACCCAUCCCCGAGAGGGUGGUGGUGUUUGUUGUUGGGUUUUAUUUUGUUUUUUUGUUUUUUGUUUUUGAUUUUUUUUUUUUUUUGCAACGGAGAGGAAAAUCAAGUUGGAGCAAGCACUGAACUUUGUCAAUUAAUUUGAGGCUAUUUCCUAUUCGACCCUUUUCCUUUUUUUGGAAUUUCCUGCGAUGUUGUUAUUCUAGAGAACUUUUAUGUCAGGUUCCUGCGGAUGCCCUUGAAUUCAGUGUAGUGAUAUUUUCAGACGUUUUCCCAAUGAGUGUGUUGAAGCAUACGUCUUUAUGCUGCUAAUAUGUUUAAAUACAUAUGUUAUCCCUUGAUUUUUUAAAAUAAUUGAGAGCUCUAUUUAUUUAUGGGAUUAUUAAGUUCUGAUGCAAAUAUAAAUGUUGAAUUAAUCAGCAUAGUAAACUGAUGUUUUAAAAUUCCAUAUUUCAUGCCCACACUGAUUUUUAAUAUUAUUUGUCAGUGAUUGCUAAUUUCUAUUUGAAGAAUAACUUACCUAUUUACAGCAGUUUUUAAAAAAAAAUGUUAGUUAUAACAUGUCAGUCCAGUGGUCUCUUUUACCCAGGAAUCCUUGAAUAUUUAAUUUUCUGGGUACACAUGUGGGGGGGAGGGGGAAUGAUACAAAGAACCAAAUCUAAGAGCUUGCAACAAAUCUUUUACAAAUUGCAUUAUAACAGUAAACAUUUAUGGAAAGCGUUUUCUAAUGAAAUUUUAAUAGAAAUUCUAAUUACUCAUGCAAAUAUCACUACAGAAAAGUUAAAAAAAAAAAAAAAAAAAAGAGUUUUUUGUUUUAGACCAGAAAGUGCAUUCUCCUGGGUAUAAUCCUGAGGUGAAAUGGGCCAGUGCCUUGCAGUCUCAGCCCUGGGUACAUAGGCUGAGACCAGGUUCUUUGCACCACUGCAAACUGAAAAGUUUUUCAGACGUAGCUAAUGUGGGAAGCCCCAUUGGACUUCACCAGGGCCCCCGGGCAGAUAAAAGUCUCUCAGUGAUUGAUAUGCUUUAAAAUAUCCAAUUGUGCCUCAGUGAAAAUCCUUGCCAACAAGGAGUCAGAGCGACUACUCUUGGCUGCCUUUCUGCUCUGCCCAUCUGUCACCUUCCUGGUUUACCCUGGCUCAGGAAGGAAGCAGCUGUUUCCUUGCCAACAGGUCCUUCCUCCCCACCUCCCCACCAAACUAGGCCAUCACCAGUUAGACAGAGGUACAGUGUGACUUGGAUUUCUGACAGUGAGCAACGACAGAACCAUGGAGUUGCUUGACCUCCGUAGUUAAAGUUACAGCUGGAGUUAACCACCUUGGGAUUCAGGGUCAGUGACUUGCAAGAGAAAAAGCAGUGGGGAGUCACCUAGUACCGCGUACAGAGACUUGAACGAUCAUGUGGAAUUUUGACAACUAUGAGAAUAAAUGGACCUGGAACUUGGGAAGGAAAACCAUUUCAACAAUGACUAGGUCACCCAUCAUGACUAACUACAGAUGAUUUGCCAUUUCAUUUACAAA
This is a messenger RNA of Hyaena hyaena (striped hyena), 2512 nucleotides long. It is a transcript of the gene PABIR1, whose product is annotated as PP2A Aalpha (PPP2R1A) and B55A (PPP2R2A) interacting phosphatase regulator 1. Gene Ontology annotation, molecular function: protein serine/threonine phosphatase inhibitor activity. Gene Ontology annotation, cellular component: nucleus; cytoplasm. NCBI's taxonomy places the organism in Eukaryota, Metazoa, Chordata, Mammalia, Carnivora, Hyaenidae. The transcript is spliced from 3 exons. Gene Ontology annotation, biological process: mitotic G2/M transition checkpoint. Bases 130 to 993 code for a protein of 287 amino acids. The record is from RefSeq and is a predicted model, not a curated record.